Messenger RNA from Pieris brassicae (large cabbage white), 1039 nucleotides. RefSeq lists its product as uncharacterized. The coding region runs from base 45 to 1007 and encodes 320 amino acids. The transcript has a single exon. The record is from RefSeq and is a predicted model, not a curated record. NCBI's taxonomy places the organism in Eukaryota, Metazoa, Arthropoda, Insecta, Lepidoptera, Pieridae.
GACACGCGCAUAAUCUAACACGAUCUUUUUAAGACAAUCUAAUCAUGUCUAAGUGUGACCAAUGUAAUAAACCUUUUUCUAAAUCUUUGCCUGGAUGUGAAUGUGCCCGAUGUGAAAAAAUGGUACACCUAAAUACCAGAUGUAGUGGUCUUACCAACAAACAGAUAACCGCAUUAAAGGCGGCCCCAAGCUUGGACUGGACCUGUAUGGAAUGUCAACAAGAAUCCCCGAAGCGAAACUCCUCUUUGUAUCUAACAGAGGAUGCAGAGGAGGAUAUACCUAUGGACACUAAGGGGCUAAUACAGAAAAUUUCAAAGGAAGUAGAAAAAACUAUAAAGAAGGAAAUAAACGAAUUCAACCAAUCUCUGCAAUUUCACAGUACGAAGCUGGACGAAGUAUUAGGUUGUAUUGAUGCUUUUAAAAACACCAUAAAAGUUUUAGAAAGAAAAAACACGGAACUAAUACACAAAAACAACAAUCUGGAAUUGAGGGUAGGUGCAUUGGAGCAGCGUUUCCAUGAGAUGGAACAGGAGAAACUUUCUAAUUUUAUAGAAAUAGCAAACGUCCCCCCUGCGAGUGAAGAGAAUGUGAGAAAAUUAGUUGAAAAUGUAGCAUUAAAACUUAAACAGCCCUUCGACAGUAUCCGUAACACAAUGCGAUACCAAGGUAAAAACGACCAACCGGGCAUUAUACAAGUAAAACUUAAUGAUAAAGCAACCCAAGAAAAGUGGAUUAAAGCUGCAAAAACCAUUAAAACUAUGGUGGCCGAUGUUUGCCCCUAUGAACCCAACAAUAACAAAAUAGUAUUCAUCAGGGAAGCAAUGACUAAACACAACAAAAGCGUUUUAUGGGAAGCCAAACAGGAAUUAAAGAAUAAACAAGGAUAUAAAUACGUAUGGUUUAAAAACGGUAUGGUGCGUGCAAGAAAGGAUGAAAACACUAAAAUACAAAACCUAAGAUCAGUGUUGGAUAUACAAGUGCUAAAAAAAAGACAGAAUGCCAAUUAACUGACCAAUUUAAAUGCAUAUAAAUUAUUAUU